GGUCGUCGCGGGCCAAGAUGGCGGAGGCCUCGUCGUCGUCCUCGUCGUCGUCGGCCGCGUCGGCGGCGGCCGUGGCCCCGCACCGCUUCUUCUGCCACUGCUGCAAGGGCGAGGUCAGCCCCAAGCUGCCGGAGUACAUCUGUCCCCGCUGCGAGUCCGGCUUCAUCGAAGAAGUGACCGAGGAGUCCAGUUUUUUAGAUGGCGGCGGAGGCGGCGGCGGCGGGGGCGGCAAUAGCGGAGGCGGCCUAGACGACAGCACAUCCGCCCAGUUUGCAGAGCUCUGGGACCACCUGGACCACACCAUGUUCUUCCCGGACUUCCGUCCAUUCCUCAGCAGCAGCUCGCUGGACCAGGACGGCCGAGACAGCGAGCGGGGCCACCAGGCCCACGCGGACCUCUGGGGCCCCAGCCGGCCCCCGCGGCUGCCCGUCACCCGGCGCUUCCGUUCCCGGGGCACCUCCCGCCCCGACAGGUCCCCGGCCAUCGAAGGGAUCAUCCAGCAGAUCUUCGCGGGAUUUUUUGCCAAUUCGAGCAUCCCGGGGUCUCCCCACCCCUUUUCCUGGAGCGGGAUGCUGCACUCCAACCCCGGGGACUACGCCUGGGGCCAGACGGGCCUGGACGCCAUCGUCACGCAGCUCCUGGGCCAGCUGGAGAACACGGGCCCGCCCCCGGCCGAUAAGGAGAAGAUCACGUCGCUUCCCACGGUGACAGUAACUCAGGAACAAGUCGACACGGGUCUGGAGUGCCCAGUAUGCAAGGACGAUUACACAGUGGGCGAAGAGGUCCGCCAGCUACCUUGCAGCCACUUCUUCCACAGCCGCUGCAUCGUGCCCUGGCUGGAGCUGCACGACACGUGUCCCGUCUGCAGGAAGAGCCUGAACGGCGAGGACUCGACUCGGCACACGCGGGCCCCCGAGGCCUCCACGAGCAACGGCUUUGCCGGCGAAAGCCAACUGCACGACCGAUGGACUUUCUGAGCCGGCCCCGCGGCCCGCGCCCGUGUAAAUUGUAUAAAAAAAAAAAACAACCGACACACACAAAAACACGAAAGAAAUUCGAGAGUAGUAGGUAAAAAUAGGAACCUCACGCUCCCGUUCCCGCCCCCCCUUUCCCUCCCCUCGCCCUUAAUAUUAACUCCGGCCGGCGCCCUCGACCCUCCGCCGGGAUGCCCGGUCCCGGGGGCGUCCCCGGAGAGGGGCAGGUCGGGCGAAGGCCGGUCCGACCCCGGCGUCACGUGGAUUUUAUAGGUCCAACCCGUCCCCCCCUUUCCCCAAAUCACCGCCUCCCCCCCACCCCGUUGGGUUGAAUGUGUUUCCGUUGGCGUUGCGACGGGAGCGAUCUCUCCCCCCGCCGGUCGGGCUCUCCUCCGGGGACCAACGACGGGACGAAGCCAGAGCGUCGUGGCCACGUCCCCCUUCGAUUCCGCUCGUUUUUAGGGACUUGGGGGUUUCGUUUGGCUCUUUGUUUCUUUCCUUAAAGCUCCUCCGGGCCGGGGGGUGCCCACCCCGUCCCAGGGCCUUCCCCCCCCCCACGCUGCCGCCGUCCUCCGACGCCGGGGAGGUGGGGGGGAAGGAGGAGGGAGGGGCCGCCGCGGCCCACUCGGUUGAUGACCGGUUCUUGGAUGUGUAACAGUUCAUAAACCUUCAGGAAUUAA
Messenger RNA from Tachyglossus aculeatus (Australian echidna), 1654 nucleotides. It is a transcript of the gene RNF115, whose product is annotated as ring finger protein 115. Gene Ontology annotation, biological process: positive regulation of DNA-templated transcription; ubiquitin-dependent protein catabolic process; protein ubiquitination. Gene Ontology annotation, cellular component: nucleoplasm; cytoplasm. The transcript is spliced from 9 exons. NCBI's taxonomy places the organism in Eukaryota, Metazoa, Chordata, Mammalia, Monotremata, Tachyglossidae. Gene Ontology annotation, molecular function: ubiquitin protein ligase activity. The coding region runs from base 18 to 977 and encodes 319 amino acids. The record is from RefSeq and is a predicted model, not a curated record.